CGGGCGGUGCAUGGCGGCGGCGGGCGGGUGGCGGCCCGCGGGCGGGCGGCGGCGGCGGCGGGGCCGGGCGGCGGAGCAGGAGCAGGAUGAGGAUGAUGAGGGCGGCGGCGCGGUGCUGCGGCGGCUGCGGGAGGCGCGGGACGAUCUGCUGAGCUCCGGGUUCUGGGCGGCGAGCGCCGGAGCCGUGCGGGCGCCGCUGGGCCGCAGCGCGGAGCCCCCCGCCCGCUGCGUGUGCUACGGGCUGGGCCGGUUCGCAGCGUGCCCCGCGGCCCGGUACCAACUGGCCUUCCUGCUGCUGCUGCUGGAGGAGCUGCGGGUGCCCCCCGGACGGUGCUCGCUGUUCGACCCCGCGUUCUCCCCCCGGGAGGCGGCUGCGCUGCGGCAGCUCGGGAUGAGGCUGCUCCCCGAGAACGAGGAGGGGAAACACGACGUUGAGGGGUCAGCCACGGUGUUCUACAUGGUGCACUGCGGGAAAGCCCUGUACAACAACCUGCUGUGGAGGAACUGGUCGGCAGAGGCCCUGUCCAAAAUGGUCAUCAUCGGGAACAGCUUCCAAGGGAUGGAGGAGAGGCUGUUGUCAAGAGUAUUGGAAAGAGAUUAUUCUUACAUAGCAAAGGUGUUGAAAGGGACGGAGGAAGCGGCGCUCCCCGCUCACCCUCGCUACCUGGACACCUUCAAUGAUACCUCUGUGCACUGGUUUCCCCUCCAAAAGCUGCAGGAACUCUCCCCCGAGGUCUGGGACUUCCUGGAGGAGCCGAUGUACCAAGACUGUGACGACCUGGAGAUCAUCAGGAGGGGGGACGGAGCCGAGCGGUGCUGUCCUGCUGCUGCCCAGGCCUGAGCCCUCGGGGCCACGUCUCUUCACGUGGCAGGACCGUAUCCCAUGAAACCUUACUAAGGAGGUUCCUGAAGAGGCCUAAGUCUGCUUUCUUGAAGUCCAGGGCAGUGAGCUUGCUGCACGCUCUUCUCACCGUCCUGAGGAUCUCAAACUCAACCAUCUCAUGAUCACUAGAGCCAAGGCUGCCCUGGACAUCACAUUUCCAACCAGUCCCUCCCUGUUGGUAAGCACAAGGUCCAGCAUGGCACCUCUCCUUGUCGGCUCCUCUACUGCUUGAAAGAGGAAGUUGUCUUUCACACAAUCGAGGAACCUCCUGGAUUGCUUGUGCCGGGCCGUACCGUCCCUCCAACAGAUGUCAGGAUGGUUGAAGUCCCCCAUGAGGACCAGGGCCUGCGAGCGUGAGGCUCUGCAGGUUCUGCAAUGAAGCUCAAGCACGGACAUGGGGUUGUGCUCUGCCAAAAAGUGGCAGCACCCGAACACUGAGCAUGAGGGGACAGUUUUGUAUCUUAUUUAAUAAAAGGUAAAGCUCUGCUUUGAUUUACCUCAA
Molecule: messenger RNA, 1385 nt
Organism: Strigops habroptila (Kakapo)
Lineage: Eukaryota; Metazoa; Chordata; Aves; Psittaciformes; Psittacidae
Gene: SRRD
Product: SRR1 domain containing
Exons: 8
Coding region: 11-841 (276 amino acids)
Biological process (GO): microtubule-based process
Cellular component (GO): nucleus; cytoplasm
Source: RefSeq, a predicted model, not a curated record